AUGCAAGCGGAGGAGCCCUGCGCCCCCAAAGUCCCCGAAGCCCCUUGUGCCCCCGACGCCCUCGGUGUCCAGGGAGCCCAGCGGGCGCCCAGCCCCGAGCCGUGUCUGUCCAGCCAGUUGCUGCCCGAGCUUUACACUUUCGUGGCGCGCGUGCUGUUCUACCUGGCCCCUGUCUACCUAGCCGGCUACCUGGGGCUCAGCAUAACCUGGUUGCUGCUGGGCGCCUUGCUGUGGAUGUGGUGGCGCAAGAACCGCGACGGGAAGCUCGGGCGCCUGGCGGCCGCCUUCAAAUUCCUAAACAACGAGCGCCAGUUCAUCAGCCGCGAGCUGCAGGGCCAGCACCUGCCCACCUGGAUCCACUUCCCGGACGUGGAGCGGGUCGAGUGGGCGAACAAGAUCAUCUCCCACACCUGGCCCUACCUAAGCAUGAUCAUGGAAAACAAAUUCCGGGAGAAACUCGAGCCCAAGAUCCGGGAGAAGAGCAUCCACCUGAGGACCUUCACCUUCACCAAGCUCUACUUUGGACAGAAGUGCCCCCGGGUUAAUGGUGUCAAGGCCCACACUAACAAGUGUAACCGAAGACAGGUGGUCCUGGACCUGCAGAUAUGCUACAUCGGGGACUGUGAGAUCAGUGUGGAGCUACAGAAGAUACAGGCUGGUGUGAAAGGGAUCCAGCUGCAGGGCACACUGCGGGUCAUCCUUGAGCCCCUCCUGGUGGACAAGCCCUUCGUGGGAGCUGUGACUGUGUUCUUCCUACAGAAGCCGCACCUGCAGAUCAACUGGACAGGCCUGACCAACCUGCUGGAUGCACCAGGAAUCAACGAGGUGUCAGACAGCCUACUGGAGGACCUCAUCGCUGCCCACCUGGUGCUGCCCAACCGUGUGACUGUGCCCGUGAAGAAGGGGUUGGACGUGACCAAUCUGUGCUUCCCUCUGCCCUGCGGGGUGAUCAGAGUCCACUUGCUGGGGGCAGAGAAGCUAGCCCAGAAGGACAGCUUCCUGGGAUUCCGAGGCAAGUCAGACCCCUAUGCCAAGGUGAGCAUCGGCCUGCAGCACUUCCGGAGCAGGACCAUCUACGGGAACCUGAACCCUACUUGGAAUGAGCUGUUUGAGCUCAUAGUGUAUGAAGUGCCUGGGCAGGACCUGGAGGUGGAUCUAUAUGAUGAGGAUCCUGACAGGGACGACUUCCUGGGCAGCCUACAGAUCUGCCUCGGUGAUGUCAUGACCCACAGAGUUGUGGAUGAGUGGUUUGUCCUAAAUGACACAACCAGUGGGCGACUGCACCUGCGGCUGGAGUGGCUUGCACUGACCACUGACCGGGAAGUUCUGGCUGAGGACCCUGUUGGCCUCUCCACUGCCAUCCUUGUGGUCUUCCUGGAGAGCGCCUGCAAUCUGCCGAGAAGCCCUUUUGACUACCUGAAUGGUGAAUAUCGAGCCAAAAAACUCUCCAGGUUUGCCAAGAAUAAGGUCAGCAGAGACCCUUCUUCCUAUGUCAAGCUAUCCAUAGGCAAGAAGACACACGUGAGCAAGACAUGUCACCACAGCAAGGACCCUGUGUGGGGCCAAGUGUUUUCCUUCUUUGUGCACAAUGUGGCAGCUGAGCAGCUACAUCUGAAGGUGCUUGAUGACGACCAGGAGUAUGCUCUGGGAGUGCUGGAGUUCCCCCUGUGCCAGAUUCUCUCCUGUGCAGACCUCACCCUCGAACAGCACUUUCAGCUGGACCACUCGGGCCUGGACAGCCUCAUCUCCAUGAGGCUGGUGCUGCGGUUCCUGCACGUGGAGGAACGAGAGCUGGGGAGCCCAUACACAGGACCAGAAGCCCUAAAGAAAGGCCCUCUGUUUAUCAAGAAGGUGGCCACCAACCACGACGCCAAAGCCCUACCCCAGGGAGAGGGCACUGAAGAUAUGCCAUGUUCCCCAGAUCCUGCUUCUGACACCAAGGGGACCUCUGAGAGCACCACAACCACCACCAGUGCCACCACUGCUGUCACCGAGCCCACACCCCAAGAGACAGGCCCAAAGCCCAAAGGCAAGGACAGUGCCAAAGGGUUCUGUGAGCCCAUGAGAGAGAAGAAGAGUUCAGCUACCAUCUUCCUGACUGUCCCAGGCCCCCACUCUCCAGGGCCCAUGAAGUCACCUAGACCCAUGAAAUGCCCUGCCUCCCCGUUUGCAUGCCUGCCCACGGGGCUGGCUCCCAGCAUGUCCUCACUCAACUCCCUGGCCUCCUCCUGCUUUGACCUGACAGAUAUCAGCCUCAACACUGAAGGCGGGAAUCUGAGGCAACAGCAACUGGGUGAGAUUCGUCUCACAGUGCGCUACGUGUGUCUGCGGCGCUGCCUCAGUGUGCUAAUCAAUGGUUGCAGAAACCUGACACCCUAUACCAGCAGUGGAGCUGAUCCCUACGUCCGUGUGUACUUGUUGCCAGAAAGGAGGUGGGCAAGUCGUAAGAAGACCUCAGUGAAGCGGAAGACCCUGGAGCCCAUAUUUGAUGAGACAUUUGAAUUCUUUGUUCCCAUGGAAGAAGUAAAGAAAAGGUCACUAGAUGUUGCAGUGAAAAACAGUAGGCCACUUGGCUUACACAGAAGAAAGGAGCUAGGAAAAGUACUGAUUGACUUAUCAAAAGAAGAUUUGAUUAGGGGCUUUUCACAAUGGUACAAGCUGACUCCAGAUGGACAGCCUGGAAGUUGAUGAUGAGCACCACUGAGCACCACUAGCACCUUCAUUCCUUUGUAUUAAAAUGUGUAUAUAUUUUGUAAUUUAAAUUAGAACAGUCAUUUGAAAAUAUAUACAUAACAUCCCUGUGUGAAAUUUUACUCUUUUUCAGUGACUGGAUAGUACUAGGAAGAGGCAGACAUGUAAAUGCAAAAACUACUCUUUCUUGGUUGGAUUUUAUUGUUCAAAUUCAGAAAGAAAUGGGUUAUUUGCACCUAGUAAAAUCAUUAUCCUAAUAACCUCAGUGGUGAUUUUUUCACUUUUGAUACGUAAUUAUAGACCAUCUAAUUCAGGACUGACCUGUAUGUAGUAAAAGAGUACUGUCCCUGACAUUAGGGGAGAGGGGGUUCUAUUCUUAGAGGAGAUACCAGUAUUCCUGGGCAGUGACUGACCAAGGGAUGAAGCUUCUUUUAUGGGAGUAAAAAGUGACCCACUCCAAAACUGCCAAGAGCUAACACUGCCAAAGCCUGCUGGCUCCCACCUCUGGUGCUUCCAUGCCUGGAGAUUUGUUCCUGUAUCUGAUUUGGAACUAAAAUGUACUUUCCCUAUGGCAACAGUGCUAUAGAGGUACAAUUAAAUACCUCUUGUGUGGGAUGGCCUGGGACCAAACAGUAGCAUGUGGCAUUAUUUAUAUACAAAAAUGCAAGCUAAAUUCCAAACCCAGGUCUACAGCUAAACUCCCAUAGAAGAAAGCUGCAGACUGCUGAAGAGAGUCACCGCCAAAGAGGAAACAGCUUUCUGUCUCUCUCUUAGACAGGCUUAGGAAUUCCAUUCCACUUUUCCACGAGAUUGGCUGGUCCAUCUAAAUAACAUGUUAAAAGUAAAUUAUAUAAAUUACAUAUUUAAACAAGUACCUUUUUUGGAUUUCAAACUUUAUAAAACCAAACAUACUGCUUGUCCCCUCUGAUGUUCCUGAAGCCGUCAGGUCACACCCUCCUCUCUUAUCCACUUAGGCACAGCCCCCUGCCACCCUGUCCCACCACUGCCUUCACUGCUGCUUUUCUGAAGAAUGGCACCAUCCUAACGUAAAGUGUUUGUUCUGAUAUUCUUACAUAUAAAUUAUCUACAAUUUCCUGCUUUUUAUAAUAUCAAAGCCUACUUGUUAAUUUGCCUUUUAGACCUAACAUAAUCUGGUCUCCAAUUGUCUGCUACUUUAUUCAUGUGCAGACACUUCAUUCCAGAAUGGUUCAAAAACUAUACUCUGAGUCCCUGAUGGAGCGGGGGAAGGGUGGGAUGCAGAACUCAAAUUCUAGUAAAAAGACCAGACUUAAUGGUCUGACUGAGACUGGGGGAACCCCAGAAAGCAGGCCCCCGAACUC
Molecule: messenger RNA, 4031 nt
Organism: Trichechus manatus latirostris (Florida manatee)
Lineage: Eukaryota; Metazoa; Chordata; Mammalia; Sirenia; Trichechidae
Gene: ESYT3
Product: extended synaptotagmin 3
Exons: 23
Coding region: 1-2688 (895 amino acids)
Biological process (GO): lipid transport
Cellular component (GO): endoplasmic reticulum membrane; extrinsic component of cytoplasmic side of plasma membrane
Molecular function (GO): calcium ion binding; phosphatidylinositol binding; phosphatidylethanolamine binding
Source: RefSeq, a predicted model, not a curated record